This is a messenger RNA of Oryzias latipes (Japanese medaka), 1003 nucleotides long. RefSeq names its product sialic acid-binding Ig-like lectin 12. Gene Ontology annotation, molecular function: phosphatidylserine binding. Lineage: Eukaryota; Metazoa; Chordata; Actinopteri; Beloniformes; Adrianichthyidae. Gene Ontology annotation, biological process: apoptotic cell clearance; cytoskeletal rearrangement involved in phagocytosis, engulfment. The record is from RefSeq and is a predicted model, not a curated record.
UUCCGCCUCUUUUACAGUGUGGUCCUCCUCUGUGAGUGACUCAGUGUGUCUCUGUGCUGCAGUGUGUCAGUGUGUGUGUUUGUGCGAUAACUGUCAGUCAUGAAGAUCCUGGUGCUGCUGCUGGCGCUCCUCACAGUCUCUGAAUGUGAUAGGAAACUUACCGGGCGAAUAGGUAAGAGCAUCACUCUGCCCUGUAAAUAUGACAUAAAAGCCAACGGACCUACAAAGGUGUGCUGGGGUCGAGGUCGUGUUCCUAGCACCGGCUGCAGCGACGAGCUCCUGGCCACAGACGGACAUAAAGUGAAAGCAGAAACUCAAACUUCCAGCAGGUAUCAGCUGCUGGGACGACUGGAUGAAGGAGACGUUUCUCUGACCAUCGUGAACGUCACAGAGGAAGAUGCUGGAAUGUACGGAUGCAGAGUGAAGAUUAGUGGACUGUUCAACGAUGAGAAACAUAAUAUCCAAUUGACCGUUAAACCAGCCUCUGACUGCGACGAUGACGGAAUUGUGGCUCACGUUGGUCAGGACGUCACUUUGCCCUGUGGAUACAACAUAAGCACCAAUGGAGAGAUACCAAUGUGCUGGGGCAAAGAAGGACAAUACUUCUUAGGCUGCAGAAAUGAGCUCAUCGCCACUGACGGAUCCAGAGUGAAGGAAGAUAGCAGAGCUUCCAGUAGGUAUCAGCUGCUGGGACGUCUGGACCAAGGAGAUGUUUCUCUGACCAUCCGGAACGUCACAGAGGAAGAUUCUGGACUGUACGCAUGCAGAGUGAAGAUCCCUGGAAUCUUCAAUGACGAACUGUAUUAUAUGGAUCUCUCAGUGGUUAAAGCUCCACCUUUGAUCAUUGGACAAAAACAACAGAGCAGCCGCACAGACUGCAGAACCCGCAACAGAAAGUGAAAAGUAAAGAGGAAGACGACCACGGCUGUAAAACCAGCAGGAAUGAGGAAAAACUGCAGAGAAGGUUCUGUUUCUCAUCUGAAAUAAAGGCCUUAUUCCUGAC